Molecule: messenger RNA, 1626 nt
Organism: Phytophthora infestans T30-4
Lineage: Eukaryota; Oomycota; Peronosporomycetes; Peronosporales; Peronosporaceae
Exons: 3
Coding region: 1-1626 (541 amino acids)
Source: RefSeq, a predicted model, not a curated record
AUGGUAGGCGGCAGGUUCCCAUUGGACCCGGACGGAGACGUCAACAUGGACGCUGGUCCUACCGUUCCCCAGCCAAUUUACGAAGUCGUCCGACCACCCAAGCUUGUAAGCUGGGAUCAUGCCUCGCUAGUGUCAUGGUACCGUGAGUGGAGCCACUACGUGACCAAGAUACGUCACCGCUGCACUGUGACUGGUGAAAUAUUCAAGCGUGUGCCUGAAGUGCUGGAUAUCAUCUCGGCCUACAUCCUGCAACGCCCGCUGGAGUCCAUCACGGACAGUGAUGUCCUGCAGCUCAUUCAUGCUCGCAGUCAAGCUCUCGUCAAUGAGUUUGUGCCCGACGUGAAGUCAUUGGCUCACCAAUCACUACACAUAAAUAUGACUACAGAUGACUGUGAUGCUCGCGUCUUUCGCUACUUUGAAGACUUUACAAAGAUAGUGGAAGAGAACGGCCUACAGGGUCUGAUUGGCAAAACAGACCCGUCUCUACAAGGAUACAGAGAUCGUAUGAAGGCCAGGUGUCGCCUGCUGAUCGAGAAUCUUCAGCCUGCUAUUUUAAAAGAACAUAUCCAGCGUCUAGUUGAGUUGGAGCGCCGAGAUUGCAAGACAGAUGACGUGGCGCUAUUCAAUCUCAUACUAGAGCAUGCCAAAGCGCAACAGCGUUUUCAUCGCCUCACCAAGGAGAGCGGUUCGUCGCGUAGCUCCCAGCGUCAGCCCGUUUCCAGCACAACUGGCGCGUCAGGACCAAAACUGAGCACCAAGGCUGGUAAGGAUGGACGACGCCGCGAUAUUACAGCUAGUACCGAGAGGAGCAAAGGCUCCCCGAAGCCUGCCAAGGCCGCGACACCGCCUGUGGACGGUUGCCUAGUUUGCCAUGGCCCCCAUUGGAUGCGUGCGUACCCUACAGCCACAGCUGCGCAGCGUGAAGAAGCUCUAGCCCGCUAUCGCGCUGCCAAGGACUCGAGCAGCACUGUGGUCCGCUCGAAGGUUGUUAAAGGCCGUGAAAGCGCAAACACUGUGAAGAUUAAUAACCUUCUUGACGUCAUGUUCAUUCAAGACACGGGUGCUGAGCGACGUGUGAUCCCAAGUUGUGCGGUACACUCUUUACUGGGCCUCCAGUCUGACCUGCGCAUUCAACGCUUGGACGUCCCAGUGGAAGUAGUGGUUGCUGACGGCCGACGACUAGAAUGCGACUGUGUGGUGAACGUGCCAUCUGUCACAUGUGUGGUUAUGGACAGCGAAGAAGAAGAGCUUUUACCAGGCAAGGACACCCUAAAUGAGCUGGGUAUCAAUGUGGACGACAUGCUGGCUCAAUUAGCCAAUGGGGCUGACUUCGUGGAUGACAGUGACGACUAUGAGGUGGGAGAUACCUCGCAGGAUCACCGUGCCGCGACCCGGGAACAGAUUGUGACCAUUGUGAACUGUUUGUAUGGCCUUCCAGUUUACGAGCUACCAAGAGAAGAAGAACAAGAAAAAGACAAGAAACAUGGCGAAAGGACAACCGACGGUACCAGUUACGCCUGCCAAGUCUGGCGGGGUUCGCAACGAGAGUUCAAGCCCGGCUGCGCGCUUUGCAGCCGCCACCGAGCUUUCAGUGAGCUUCGACGACAAAGCGGACAUCGGUCCUGA